This is a messenger RNA of Cryptotermes secundus, 7123 nucleotides long. It is a transcript of the gene scf, whose product is annotated as calumenin. Gene Ontology annotation, cellular component: endoplasmic reticulum. The record is from RefSeq and is a predicted model, not a curated record. Gene Ontology annotation, molecular function: calcium ion binding. The coding region runs from base 80 to 1063 and encodes 327 amino acids. Lineage: Eukaryota; Metazoa; Arthropoda; Insecta; Blattodea; Kalotermitidae. The transcript has 6 exons.
GGCCGAAAGAAGAGGUUUUGGAGCUAACGCACGUAUGUCACUGUGAAUUUGUUUGAUCGUGUUUGGUGUUGAUGCAGAAAUGACUCGUUGGAGGCAUGUAUGCUGUUCGACGUUGUUGUUGCUAAUAAUUAGCAUAGCGCUUGCAAUUCCUAAACCAGAUGACAAGGAAAAGAAAGAUCGGGUGCUAGACAACGAACUGAGUGAUCAGGAGCAUUAUCAGAAUGCACAGCACAAUGCACAGUAUGAUCAUGAAGCAUUUUUGGGGGAAGAAGCUAAAACAUUUGAUCAGUUGACACCAGAAGAAAGCAGAAGAAGACUUGGGUUGAUAGUUGAUAAAAUUGAUAAGGAUGCAGAUGGUUUCGUUUCAAGAGAGGAGCUGAAAGACUGGAUUCAAUACACACAAAAACGGUACAUUACUGAUGAUGUUGAGCGACAGUGGAAGGCACACAAUCCAGAAAACAAAGAUAAACUUUCAUGGGAAGAAUAUAAGAAAAUGGUUUAUGGGUUCAUGGAUGAUAUGGAUCCAAGUGAAAUGGAGAAAGAAGAAGAAGGGUUUUCUUACCAGAAUAUGCUGCGUCGUGAUAGGCGGCGAUGGAGUGUGGCUGAUCAAGAUGGAGAUGAUGCUCUAACAAAGGAAGAGUUUUUAGGAUAUCUUCAUCCAGAGGAAACUGGCCAUAUGAGGGAUAUAGUAGUUUUAGAAACCAUGGAGGAUAUAGACAAAGAUAAGGAUGGACGAAUCUCACUGAGUGAAUAUAUUGGAGACAUGUAUCGAGGUACAGAAGAUGAACAUGAGCCUGACUGGGUGAAAAAUGAGAGAGAACAAUUUUCUCAGUAUAGAGAUAAAGAUGGAGAUGGGUUUAUGGAUAAAGAAGAGGUUAAGAACUGGAUCAUUCCACCAGAUUUUGACCAUUCUGAAGCAGAAGCGCGACAUCUUAUCUAUGAAUCAGACGUAGAUGCUGAUCAGAAAUUGACCAAGGAAGAAAUACUUGGCAAAUAUGAUUUAUUUGUAGGGUCACAAGCUACUGACUUCGGAGAAGCCUUAGCACGACAUGAUGAGUUCUAAUCAGCCUCUCAUUUUACACAAAGGAUUAUUUUAGAGUACAUAACAAAUUCAUGAAAUGUGUAUAUGUAGAUAUGGGAAUUUCCAUUUCUUUCAUAUGUCAAAUUUAAAGUACGUAAUUCUCCAAAUAAUCUAAAUGGAGCAUUGGAUAGAGUCUGCCUUUGGAAGGACACAGACUUAAUCUUUUCUGUGUCUUUUACAGAUUGUUCUACAAGAUAGUAUUUCUGCUUUGUGUUACGUGAAAUACAUUGUAUGCAUAUGAUGCCGCAUGUUAUUUCUGGAUUGCUCUGUUGGCAGUCAUCAAGUUAUGUUUGAAAUGACACUGGAUGGCAGGAAAGUGGCUGAAUUUAAACAAAAAUAAAUUAAUAAUAGUACUGUAAUAUUCCAACAUUAGAAGGAUUAAUUUAAUGAGCAUUUUAUACCAGAUUAUAUUUUUACAUUAAUCUUUUACUGAUUAGUUAUCACAGAAUAGAAUCUCACUGAAGUCUCAUCAUAGCUGUAUGAUCUAUUGAAUCUUAUAUGACCAUUGGGCAUUUAUACAUAGUAAUGCCUGCUAUUUUGGAGCCUUCAUUUCUCAAAUGGCUAGACAUAAUAGUUUUUAAUUUAGGUAAACCAGUACCUUGUAAUUCUGGCCUUCCACAUCAUGGGCUUAAUCAGUUCUCACACUCAGGUAGAAUUCAUAGAAUACAAAGUUGUGCUUAUUGAAGUUUUGUUGUGAUACUUCCAUUUCUGCAAAUUAAUUCAAUAGUAUCACAGUCUUGCAAACAGUGAUUCUAAAUGGCUUCUCCAGUUAGUGUAAUGUCUUUGAAAACAUAUGCAGAACUUGAGGAAACGUCACCCUUUGAACUUACCAUAACUGAAUGAUGUUAGAUCUCAAUUUGGAACGGUAUACUAAUGUAAACAAAAAAAUUUCUAUGAAAUUAUGAAAAGAAUGAAACAUACCUGGUUAGUACGUUUUGUGCUGUCAUACUGGUUGCAUGAGAAGCACUACGUAAUCAUUAACUACUGUUUACAGUUUCUUUGCUGUAAUGAAGACCAGACAUUAUUAACUUUUGCAGAAAUUCUUACUUAUGCUUCAGAUUGUUGUCUUGUGUGUUAUGAUUCCAUUUGAUUUUGUAGGUGGUCACCAAGUUUUCAGGGGAACCCGGUGCCUCCACACUACUGUCCCAAAGACAGGGACAGCAGGUACCUUGUAAAUGCUCGUAAAAAUGUACAAAAUUAAAUAGUGUUAUAACUCAGAAGAACAUAAUCUUAAUUUCACUGCCAUAAAAACCCCAAAUCUUGAAUGAAGUCUAAAUGCAAGUGGCUGUAUGUGUUUACUGCUAAAACUAAUGUGUCUUUGAGGUGAUGUUCGUAUGUAUUUUAUAUCCGUAUUCUUUUGAAUGAGUACUGCAUUUGUGCCAUACAUUGAUCAUACUAAUAUUUUUUGUUCUCCUUUUAUGUGGCUAUUGAAUAAUUUAUUGUGUUUUAAGGAAUGGUGCAGGAUAUGUUCCUGAAAUGUAAUCUGAAAUACCACCGCGUACCAUAGCAAUGUCAUCACUGCUGUUACUAUGAGUAUAUAUAGUCCUGUACAUACUAGUAUCACACUGCAGAUCACUGUCAGAAUGAACUCCUUAAGACCUUGAGAAUCUGAUCAAUUUAAACUUCAUUUUCCUGUAAUGAUAGUUGCAUGAAUCUAAUAUUUUUACUGUUUGGGUUGUAAUAUAAAUGACUCAGCUUUUCAGUAGAAAAAGGGUUGACUUUUAUGCAGAUAGUAUGGCUUGCAUUGCAAUCCACAUAGUUACUUAAGUAUGAUUUCUGUGUGAGAAUAGACAAUAAUAAUUCCUGUGAAAUCCAUGAAAUUUUGCCACCUUGCCAAGUCAGUUACCUCUAUAAUUGGUUCCUUUUUUGGAUCCAUUAUGUUAUGAUAAUUCUGUUUAGAUAAAGGAUAGCUCCAUCAUCAUAGUGACAGGCUGCGGGCUGGAUGACCAUGUAAUCAUUGUUCAAUUCCCAGCAGGGGUAAGAAAUUUUUCUCUUCUCCACAUUUUCCAGACUGGCUCUGGGGCCCAUCUACCUCAUAUCCAGAGGAUACAUGGGGCUCUCCCUUGGAGUAAUGUCAUUUACAUUCUUGUAUUUCAUCCUAUGCUUCUGUACAUACUAUAUCCUAUCUAUGUAGGUCACACAGACAGAUGAGCAAUUUUUUUUUGUACUGGUCUGUAUAAAUUAAAAUUUCUCCAUCCAUGUGUCCCUUUGUGUAUACCUUGUAAGAAUCCUCUCUGCUAUUUUUUGGCAGCUGAUAGCUGACAAUCCACAAAAUGGUGCAUUUUUUAUUUUUUAUCAUAGGUCUGCUGUAUUUUUCACAUUUAAUUGAUCAUUAAAAUUCAGAUAUGGAAAUAUUUCUUUCACAUUCGCUUCAUUCCCUUAAUUUUAUAUUAAGUGCAUGGAUUGUCUAGUCAAAAAUAAAAUACAGCUUUUUGAGAAACAUUAACAUGGCUGCAAAAGUAACACAAGGCAAUGGUUAUGUAGUUUCUAUAGAAACAAAAGUAGGAAAUUUUAACAUUAAUUUCUGUAAGUUUGCCAUAGACAGGUUUCAUAAAAAAUGCAUACACUUCACAAGCCCAGAGACAAUAUAUAAACAUUACAGGCUGAAAUUCAGUUUUGACUAAAUUUCACCAGUGGAUUUAUGGGGAGGAGGUAUCUAAUUCAUUAUAAUGUGAGGACAUGAGUAGAAGAUAUGUUACUACUGGCAAGUUUGAAGAUACUGACAAAAUUAAUCAUUUGGUGCAGUAUUUCACACAUUUUGUAGUGGUUGUGGUUAAUGGGCCACAUAUUAGAAUUUAAAUUGAUUUUUUGUAGUUGAAAGCAACAACUAACACCACUUGUUUUGAUAUCUGAAGUCUGUGUAAUACUUGGCAUUGCAAAACAGUGAUUGCAUGGCCACAGUUCUAGGUCUCAUUUCAGUUUAAUGACUGAAGAAUGGCAGUGGGGGGUAGAGGGGGUGCUGUGACAUACUGAAGCCAGUAAAAUAAUUCUUAAAUGUCUGUGCAACAUGCCUUUGUUUCAAACAUUUGUAGAGCCUGAAGAAUGAGGAACUUCCAGUCUUCAUUUGUGAUAUUGUUAGUGGUAUUUCUUGACAUUUCAUCUUAAAUAAAUGAGUAAUCUGCUAUUUAAAACAAAUGUUAAUCCAACUCUCUCUGCUUUUAGAAUCUGGAAGUUUAACACACAAAAGUCUGCAGUUCACACAACUAUCCUUAUGCCUACAUGUAAAAACAAACAUGUUUCUUCAGCACUCACCCUUGUGGCUGCAUUUCACAGGAGUUUCCAAAUAUUUGGUGUCUUGAUUAUCCUAACAAAUUUAUAAUGAUGUCGUGGUACUCGUUUUUAAGACUGAGUUGACCUCAGGGCUAUAGUGUGGCUGGAAGGAUUAGGUAAAUUGAAAAAUCUGGUGACCUCAUCAGGAAUCAAAUCCAAGACCUUUCGGCUUGUAACAUAAUGCCUCAACCAACUAUGCUACUAUGUGGCCCCACUAUGCUAGAAACCAUAAGUUAGUGGGUUUGAUUCUCACUGUCAUUUGUGGGCCUUGAUGUCUCACAACGUUAUGGGCCUUCAUGGCCUGUUACAGGGAUAGCUUUACCCUUUUUUCCUUCAUGAAAUGGGUUGGUAUUGUGUAAGAGAAAUCAUAUUCCUGAUAUGAAUGAGUACAUAGUUUAGCAUAGUUCAAGUUUAAAUUAUUUUAUUCAUAUCAUUUGCAUAAAAGCAUAUAGUUCAGAACCCAGUGACAAUAAUGACAGUAACUCAACAGGGAUGCUGGAUAAUGGAUUGCAUAAAUUAUAUUUAAUCUCUCAAAUAGCAGGUUAGAAGAGAAUGUUAUGCUCAUAUUCUUUUUAUAAGCCUGUGCUUAGUUUCAUACAAAAAAAGGCUACUUAAUGUUCUUGUAGUAUGGCAGCAGAUAAUAUAUUUCUAAUGAUAUUUAUUCUAAGGAUGAGAGUUGAAAAGAAUGAGGUUGUAUGUAAAAUUGCAAAGAAGAAGACAAUGGAAUUUAGACUAUAUAGUGUUGCUUACAUAUAUAUAAUUGAAAACAUCUUUAGAGGUAUCUUAACAUGUACUGAAAGUGAGUGUGUCUCACAGUAACACAGAAUCUCCAGACUCUUAACAAAAAAUUUGUCAUUGGUGCCUUCUUAAAAGUUUCAUUUACAUUGUUGUGUAACAUGGUUAGAUUACUGAUAAUUAAUGAUAUGAACAAAAUCCGAGUAUAAAUUAAUAUUCAUUUAACAAAAUGCAAAAAGAAAAGGAUUUUGUAAAGUGUGAUGCCCCUAAAAUGAUGCUGUCUCAGGCGUCUGCAUGGUUCACCUGUGUUGUGCCAGCCCUGGUUGUAGUAGUGCUUCCACGUGUUUUGAAACAUUCACUUUUACCCCAUUUGUUUCUUUUUCUUUCGAUUACAGUGUAUGAUUUGUUAAGAAAAGGGAAUAUGUGAACGUUAACCAAGUUAAAGUUAACUUUUGAAGGGAUGAUAAAUACACAGCUAAGAACAAAGCAAAUUUUGUUAAUUAUCUGGAAUUACAUGAUUAUAUCUUGAUUAUGCAACAACACUGAAGAGAAUUAAUCUCUAGUUAAUAACAGGUGAAUAAGAGAAAUCAGUGUUGCCAUUUAUUUCCAGUUUGUUUUUGGUCAAGAUCCUAGACAUAAGAUUGCCAUAAAAUUAAACUUUUUAUUUUCACCUUGGCUUAAUCACCAUAUAUAUAAACUUGACAGAGAAAAAAUAUUCUAUUAGUCUUGCUCUUUGCAAUUAUGUGCUGAAAUAAAGAUUUUUUAUCAGAAUAUUUCUUCCAAAGGUCCAGUUGCAACGAGCAAUUUUUAUGUUUUUUAUAUUGAAAUCAAUAUGAUUGUUUAUAUUAGCAGUAUUUCAGUAUUUUUACUUUAACUUAAGGAGACAGCUUAAGAUGUGAUCCACUUCAUAAGAACUACUUAUGAUAUUGUUAUGUGCUAGUGACUUAGACACAGGUUUUAGGACUGUUAAUGAAUUUACUGAUACUACAGAUAAUUACAACACUCACUGUUUUACACGAUAUACAAAUAACUACAGCACACUUCCAAGUUUUUGCAGUCUGUUGUGUCUUCAUGUAUGCUUUGCUUGCUAGUGGCUUCUGAUAAUAAGGAUUCCCUGCACUGCUUGUGCUCAGCAGUUCUUGUCCUUGCUGAUUGAUGACUGCUAAGCCCUGACAGUGGUCCUGAGUGGAGAGCAGAGCAAUAAUCUGAUGAUGGUCUUCACCAGCACAGUCAGUCAUGGUUCCAGAUCCUGUGAGGCUUGUGCCCAUAUUUUUUACAGCUUUGGGAGUCUUGUAAGUACUCCCAGAACUGUCCUCUCAAUCAGUUGCUCUUGGUUCUGUGCCCUUUGGGGUCCAUGAACAUAUAUAACUUUGGGACAGGCCACAUAGAAACUGCCUCUAGCAGUUCAUCUAUCAUUGUAUGUAUAUUCAUUGCCCUAGGAAUGUGUUUACUAAGUCACUGCCAAGCACUUCUCUGUUUCUGCUUGUUGCAGCUUUCAGGCAUCAUGUCACAAUAUAUUUAUUGCCAUUCAUAAAAGUAUUUGUAACAGUCCACUGCCACUGGCCCGUGGGCAAUGAGAGUACCAGCUUAGCAGAUUUCAAAUUUCUAGUUUAUUUCUACAGAUUUCCUGCCUCUAGCAUAUAUUAACAGCGGAGAAAUCAAUCACAGAGCAUACAUGAUACUGCACUUUAUGCAGGUCUUACAAACAUAACUAAAUUGAUGGAGUAAGUUGUGGUACAGAAACAGAAUGCCAUUUAUGUCAAAGACAUUUCUAUCAAAUAGUAUGUAUGUUUUGAAUCCCAAUAUGCUUCAGUUGUUUAUGUGCCAAAGUUAACUACUGGCAUUCUAAUGAUUUAUGAGUAACAAGGUCAUGAAGUAUGAAGUAAUUCGAAGAGUGUCAUGUCUUUCAUUUGAAAUAGCUGUAAUGUAUGGAUUUCUAAUAUCUGGAAAUGUCCAAUGUAUUUUUGUUGUUAACAUUUUAUUUGCGAAUACAUGUAUUUGUGUGAAUGUGUAAAGUAUAUAGUCACAAUUUUAUAA